Molecule: messenger RNA, 756 nt
Organism: Daucus carota subsp. sativus
Lineage: Eukaryota; Viridiplantae; Streptophyta; Magnoliopsida; Apiales; Apiaceae
Exons: 1
Coding region: 1-756 (251 amino acids)
Source: RefSeq, a predicted model, not a curated record
AUGGAUCAUGAUUCAUGGUUGAAGUUCUUGCACAUAGACUUUGGAAGUGGAAAUUUGUUAUUGGGGCGUGUUAGCGAUGUUUCUUGUUUUUUAGGCCUGUUCUUCUUGUUUAGUUUAGGGUUCAGGCGAUUGGAAUCCGAUCAUGGAGGCGUUUUGAGUGUGUUAAAGAGUGGAUUUGAUUUUAAGUCUAUUUUUAAUGAAAAAUCCAAUUCGAAGAUUUUAUCUUGCAUUAGUAGAAUAUUGAGUUUCUUGAAAAGGCCAGAAGGACGAAAAACUGGGAGUGGUGAUGAUGAUUCUAAUUGCUGUGAUGGCGAUGAAGAACUUGAUGUUAUGGACUUGAGGAACUUGGUGAAGAUUGAAAGGGACAGAGCAGAUGCUGCGUGUAUGGAGCUUGAAAAGGAGAGGUUGGCGGCUGCCUCAGCUGCUGAGGAGAUGAUGGCAAUGAUUUUACGCGUUCAGAAUGAGAAGAGCUUGGUUGAAAUGGAGGCUAAACAGUACCGGAGACUGGCCGAGGAGAAACAGCUCCAUGAUAAAGAUGUUAUUCAGUCCCUGAAGUGGAUUGCGGUAAAAUAUAAGACAGAAAAGAAUUGGUUGGAAGGUCAGGUAAGGUUAAUGAAACAAAAGCUGAAGCUAGACUCGGAAGAUGCUGAAGAGGAUCAAUUAGAAGGCAUCGGUGAAUCUCCAUCUUUUCGCGGUGCUAGUUGUGGAGAUGGUUUUGAAGAUGGGCUCAUUAGUUCCCUUGACAGUGGUUUGUGA